AAGAAGCAUUGUUGGGCCAGUAAGAAUCAUUUUUCCAAAUAGGCAAGACAGGAGGAAGGGACUCAGCAAGCCAGUAUGGGAAGCCCAUAGCUCCCUAGGAACACUGGGAGCCCUAUUCCUCCCUAAUAUCGUCUGCAUUCUCCCUAGACCUGGAAGAGCUCCAGGGCUGGCCACCGCUCCACGACUGAACGGUACAGCAGCAUGAGCCGGUCAAGGCAUGUGGGCAAGAUCCGAAAACGUCUGGAAGAUGUCAAGAACCAGUGGAUCCGACCAGCCAGAGCUGACUUCAGUGAUAACGAGAGCGCCCGGCUGGCCACAGAUGCCCUCUUGGAUGGGGGUCCAGAGGCUUACUGGCGCGCUCUCAGCCAAGAAGGAGAGGUAGACUUCCUGUCCUCAGCGGAGGCCCAGUACAUCCAGGAUCAGGCCAAGGAGCCUCCCGGUGCCCCAGAUCCUGCUGGAGGGGCUGAGUCAGGACCCAGAGGACUGGACUCCUGCUCUUUACAAUCAGGUACCUACUUCCCAGUGGCCUCGGAAGGCAGUGAACCAGCUCUGCUGCACACCUGGACCUUGGCUGAGAAGCCCUACAUGAAGGAAAAAUCCAGCGCCACUGUCUACUUCCAGAUGGACAAACACAACAACAUCAGAGACUUGGUCCGCCGCUGCAUCUCCCGGGCCAGCCAGGUCCUGGCCAUCCUGAUGGAUGUUUUCACAGAUGUGGAGAUCUUUUGCGACAUUCUAGAAGCAGCCAACAAACGCGGGGUAUUCGUCUGUGUGCUUCUGGACCAAGGAGGUGUGAAGCUCUUCCAGGAGAUGUGUGACAAAGUCCAGAUCUCUGAUAUUCAUCUCAAGAACAUCUCCAUCAGGAGUGUGGAAGGGGAGGUGUACUGUGCCAAGUCGGGCAGGAAAUUCGCCGGCCAAAUCCAAGAGAAGUUCAUCAUCUCAGACUGGAGGUUUGUCUUAUCUGGAUCUUACAGCUUCUCUUGGCUCUGUGGACACGUACACAGGAACAUCCUCUCCAAGUUCUCGGGUCAGGCGGUGGAGCUGUUCGAUGAGGAAUUUCGACGCCUCUACGCCUCCUCCAAGCCCCUGAUGGGUCUGAAGUCCCCGAGGCUGGUCGCCCCGCUCCAACCCAGCAAGGGCCCAGAAGCCCCCAAUGGCCGCCUCAGCGGCACCAGUGACUCUGCCAGUGACCGCACCUCCUCCAACCCCUUCAGCAGCCUGUCGACCGGCAGCAAUGCCCAAAACCAGAGUCUAUCCACAUCUUCAGGGCCCGGCAGUCCCCUGGCCCCGAUCUCACCCGCAGUUCCAAGGCUGCAGCCUUAUCACAGCACCCGGAGAGCCGUGGCCCCACAGCCUCUCUUGGGCCCCAUGAGGCCCCAUGAGGGAGCACCAGCUCCCUACAGCAGCCUCGUGGCCUACAGGCCCACCCGGUUGCAGCUGCAGCAGCUCGGCCUGGUGCCCAGGACGACUCACCCCUGGGGGCCUUUUCUACAGGCCUUGCCUCAUUUUUAAAGGGGCCUUUCUCCUCACUGCCUGAGGGUGGGGUGGGGAGGGGGAAGGAAUGAGCCUGGCUGAAUUUUCUGGCUGGAAGGCCCUGCCUUAAGGACCAAUAGGAUUGAGCCUGAUUCCCUGUGAGCUAAAAGCACUGGGUGGGGGUGGGAUUAUUGCCUACCUUUGAAUGUAGGACUACUUAACCCAUUCUAGAACAUUCCAGGGAGACAGGGGAGAGACCUCAAUGACAAAAGAUGACUAAGAACCUCUGCCUUCCAAAGGCCAUUCUGAUUUGACAUUGAUAUCUCUGUAAUGUAAAAAUGACCAGAUGCAUCCUGUAAACAGGCUCCACUUCCUCAGAGAUUUAGAGAGGAAAGAUUCAGGAACACGUAUAAGAACAUUCUGGAUGUUUCUGGUAGGAAAUGCUCCUCCCCUGUUAAGUGUCUUAAAACCGAAGUUCCCUGGACCUGAUGGAUUAGUAAUGAGACCCCCCAGAAACUGUCUGGAUUAUGUUGGGGCACCUGAAGCUGCUGCCUACCAGGAUGGGACAACCUGAGGAGACUGGAAGUUUCCCACAAGGCUCUUCAGCAGACUCUGGCUCUUGCUUAAGAGAACCCUGGUCUAUCCUGGAAGGCCCUGACGUCUGAGCUGGCUACAGAGACAUGACUAGUCAUGGCUGGGAAUGGCCCUCAGCAAAGCCCAGGGCAGCUACCUGCCUGCAGCUCUGGAGCCUCUGCUUGUCCUGUUGAUGCCUGGUGAAAUAAACGUGGAACCCUCAGAA
Mastomys coucha (southern multimammate mouse) is the source of this 2272-nucleotide messenger RNA. RefSeq names its product family with sequence similarity 83 member A (gene Sack1a). Bases 202 to 1512 code for a protein of 436 amino acids. Lineage: Eukaryota; Metazoa; Chordata; Mammalia; Rodentia; Muridae. The transcript is spliced from 4 exons. Gene Ontology annotation, biological process: epidermal growth factor receptor signaling pathway. The record is from RefSeq and is a predicted model, not a curated record.